This is a messenger RNA of Drosophila gunungcola (fruit fly), 1076 nucleotides long. RefSeq lists its product as uncharacterized. The transcript has 2 exons. Gene Ontology annotation, cellular component: nucleus. Lineage: Eukaryota; Metazoa; Arthropoda; Insecta; Diptera; Drosophilidae. Bases 425 to 907 code for a protein of 160 amino acids. Gene Ontology annotation, molecular function: DNA-binding transcription factor activity, RNA polymerase II-specific; sequence-specific DNA binding. Gene Ontology annotation, biological process: regulation of transcription by RNA polymerase II. The record is from RefSeq and is a predicted model, not a curated record.
CUGGAUCACUGACUCUCUGCUCUCUCGAGUUUUCUCUCUCUCUGCCUCGCUAACUUGUUCUCUCUCUUGGAGAAAGAGGCGAAUGUAAAACGAUCGAUCGUGAAAAGAACAGUUGCUUUCCAGAAAAGUGCGCUUGCAGGUCCGCAGCUGAAUAUUGGAAGAAAAGAAAGGCGGAUAAGAACAGAUAACAGAUGAGAUGAUAAAAUAGUGAAGUGAAUUUAUAAAUCAGUUUACAAGUGCGUAAAAAUUGUUGAAUUAACUUAAAUUAUCGUUUUUUCAAGGGCGUAAAACUUCAUUUAACUGCAACCCUUUGCAUACAUAUCUUUCUGUUGAAUUAAUUUAUUAUAAAAUUAAUUAAGUAAAGCACGAGUUACAUAUGUAUGUAUUUUCAUUGUGAAAUUAUAUCGACUAACACGCAAUAACAAUGGAGACGGCGCUGUCUGGAAUGAAUCUGUCGUGCCUGCUGUGUGAGCAGACUUUCGAUGCCAUUGAGAAGCUUGACGAUCACCUGUCCGACCACUUUCCACAGCCGGUGGCCAGGAGCCAAGUCUGCGACCUCUGCGGUCGCGGCAUGCAAUCCUCCCUGGAGCUGCGCCAGCACUACAAAAGAUUCCAUGAGGCCCAUGUGCCCUGUACGGAUGGCCAUUUCCACUGCCAGCUGUGCGACAAGGUGUUCCUCCUGCAGGAUCACCUUAGUGUCCAUGUGAAGAUCGAGCACGCCACCGAUGGCUACCGCCCGGAGGAGAGGUCCUUGGAAUGGGAGAAGCGCAAUCCCAACACAUUUGAUCUUACCUCCGAUCUCAAGCUGGAUCCCAUCCUGUGUCCACCUCCCAAGAGGACGUAUCCGCCGCGCUCCCCUUUCUUCAAUCCAAAUCUUUGGCUAGGUGGGGAUCUCUCCUACAUGUAGAUGAGUACUUUACCAUCUUUGAUACUAGAAGUCUAGCCAUUCCAAAUGAUUCUCAAAUACGUAAUCUAGAGCUCUUCACCAAAUGAAUACGCGGUUCGAAGACAGUACUGUACCAAUGUGCCAGUAAAACGCAUUGCCUCAUGAUUUAAUUAAAAUUUAUUUCGCUUUA